This is a messenger RNA of Panicum virgatum (switchgrass), 2894 nucleotides long. Its product is annotated as putative receptor protein kinase ZmPK1. The record is from RefSeq and is a predicted model, not a curated record. Gene Ontology annotation, biological process: recognition of pollen; protein phosphorylation. Gene Ontology annotation, molecular function: protein serine/threonine kinase activity; ATP binding. Lineage: Eukaryota; Viridiplantae; Streptophyta; Magnoliopsida; Poales; Poaceae. The transcript has a single exon. The coding region runs from base 143 to 2584 and encodes 813 amino acids.
UGAAUAUGGCUGUGAUCCUGAACGCCUACCCUCCGUGCUCGUGGACAUCGUAUGAGAGGAGAAUUGAGAAGUGCAGCUUGGGCAUAAGAGAGCUUGAGAAGCAGCGCCCUCAUUAGCCCUACCAUCUGUUCAGACUUCAGCCAUGGCAACAUUGCUCGCCAUCCUUCCACUCCUAUUAUCACUGCAUCCCCUCCUCUCGAGUGCUGCGCCUCGAGACACUCUACUGCCGGGAUCCUUGCUCUCCGUCAACAAGUACCAGACUGACAUCCUGCGCUCGCGGGACGGCACUUUCACCUGCGGCUUCAACAGCAUCUACACCAACGCCUUCACCUUCUCAAUAUGGUACACCCACUCGAGCAAGACUGUCGUCUGGACUGCGAACCGCGGCCGCCCAGUGCACGCCAGGGCGGCGGCAGUCACCCUGAAGAAAGGCAGCGCCUUGGUCCUCACGGACUACGACGGUGCGGUGGUGUGGCAGGCCCAAGGCGACAACUCAGUAGACGUGCAGUAUGCUCAGCUCCUGGAAACCGGGAACCUUGUCAUGAAGAACUCCAGCGGCAUUGUUGUGUGGCAGAGCUUCGAUUCACCAACAGACACCCUGCUCCCCACGCAGCGCAUAACUGCAACCACGAAGCUGGUCUCCACCACAGGAUUGCAUGUCCCAGGUCACCACAUAUUUCAUUUCACGGACUCGUCGAUAUUGUCCCUUUUAUAUGACGAUGCAGAUGUUCAUGAAAUAUAUUGGCCAGACCCUGACAAUGGGGAGUAUCAGAAUAACAGGAAUCGGUAUAACAACACAAGGUUUGGGGGUCUAGAUGAUACCGGAAAUUUCUUUUCAAGUGAUUUCGCCAACCAGCAAGCACUUGUUGCCUCUGAUCAAGGUCUUGGGAUCAAAAGAAGGCUCACUCUGGAUCCUGAUGGCAAUCUCCGGCUCUACAGCUUGAACAGUUCAAAUGGGGGAUGGAUGGUUUCCUGGAUUGCAAUGUCUCAACCCUGCAAUAUUCAUGGUUUGUGUGGUCCAAAUGGGAUCUGCCACUACUUGCCGGCACCUACAUGCUUUUGCCCACCAGGUUAUGUGAUGAACAACCCUGGGAACUGGAGCCAAGGCUGUAGUCUUCAAGUAGACAUUAACUGUACCAUUGACCAAGUGCAACCUGUCCAGUUCGUGCCACUUCCUGGCACCGACUUUUGGGGAUCUGAUCAGCAGCAUUACGACCAGAUAUCCUUGAAGGCUUGCAAGAACAAAUGUAGGAGAGACUGCACCUGCAAAGGCUUUCUGUACCAGGGAGGAACAGGGUCAUGCUAUCCAAAGUCUUUCCUUUUCAACGGGAAGGCAUACACGCCGCCUAACAAGUCAUAUCGCACCAUGUAUCUCAAGCUCCCCAUGAGUGUUAAUAUUUCAGGCAUCUCUGUUCCCCGAAUUGAUUUGCUUAUUUCAAGAGAGUACCAUCCUGAUUGUAGAAAGAUGAGCAAUAAAACACCACUGGAACCAUUUCCAGAGAUUCACAAGACCAGUCAGGGGGAAGCAAAAUGGCUUUACUUCUACGGGUUUGCAGGUGUAAUUUUUGUUCUUGAAGUUUUCUUCAUUGCGUUGGUAUGGUGCUUUGUUUUGAGAAGGGAGUUGGGAGCGUCAGAAAUACAGGCAGUUGAGGAAGGGUACAAGGUGAUGGCUAGCAACUUCAGAAGAUACAGCUACAAAGAGUUGGUGAAGGCAACCAGAAAUUUCAAAGAUGAGCUAGGAAGAGGAGGCUCAGGGAUCGUCUACAAGGGAAUCUUAGAUGAUAGUCGAGGAGUGGCUGUUAAGAUGCUGGAAAAUGUAAGGCAAGGCGAGGAAGAAUUUCAAGCAGAAUUGAGCAUAAUUGGGAGAAUCAAUCAUAUGAAUCUAGUAAGAAUAUGGGGGUUUUGCUCUGAAAGCUGCCACAGGAUGUUAGUCACCGAGUAUAUUGAGAACGGAUCAUUAGCUAACAUCCUAUUCAAGGAAAACAUUCUGCUAGAGUGGAAGCAGAGGUUUAAUAUUGCGUUAGGUGUAGCGAAGGGUUUGGCUUAUCUUCACCAUGAAUGUCUUGAGUGGGUAAUACACUGUGACGUGAAACCGGAGAACAUACUCUUGGAUCAGAAUCUAGAACCCAAGAUUGCUGACUUUGGGUUGGCGAAACUGUUGAACAGAGGUGGAACCGAUCAGAAUGUGUCACGAGUGCGAGGAACCAUAGGCUACAUCGCUCCAGAGUGGAUCAGCAGUCUUAAGAUCACAGCCAAAGUUGACGUGUAUAGCUAUGGGGUUUUGCUUAUUGAACUACUUUUGGGUAAAAGAGUUCUCGACCUGGCUGUAGGUGCCGAUGAAGAGGUGCAUAGGGUGCUCAGGAAGCUUGUAGGAACGCUUGCUGAUAUGUUGGAUAGAGAGGAACCCUCUUCAAUUGCCGAGGUUGUGGAUUGCAGGCUGAACGGACAAUUCAACUGCACGCAGGUAAGGACACUGAUCAGAUUGUCUGUCUCAUGCUUGGAUGAAGACAGGAACAAAAGGCCAACUAUGGAAUCCAUAGUGCAGAUGCUACUUUUAGCUGAUGAAUCUUACAGCAAAAGCUAGGUGAUGAUCUACAUAAUAAAGUGCCUACAGGUGGAAAUACUUAGCAGGAUGUGAGUCACUGUAAUGCAAUUAUAAGGUUACUUUAUUGCAUUGCUGCAUAUUUCUCAUAUUGUAUGGUCAUUUCUUUGGUUUUCAAUCGGUAGCUGAUGUUUUGCAUGCUGAUUGCAAGACAUAGUUGAUCAGUUCAUGCAGCUUCAGUUAGAUCUAAUUCGAAAUUCCUAGAAUAAGGAGUAAGAAGUUUUAUUCUCACCAACAGGGAUAUCUUUUCUCUAGAAUAAUAUUUACAAGGAUAAGAAUAUGUUAUUAGCUA